This is a messenger RNA of Kickxella alabastrina, 629 nucleotides long. RefSeq lists its product as uncharacterized. The coding region runs from base 58 to 372 and encodes 104 amino acids. The transcript has a single exon. NCBI's taxonomy places the organism in Eukaryota, Fungi, Kickxellomycota, Kickxellomycetes, Kickxellales, Kickxellaceae. The record is from RefSeq and is a predicted model, not a curated record.
CCCAUACCAGGCAUGUAAAAUUGCCCUUCCAUUUUUUGGUGAGCACACGCGAGCGAGAUGACAAACUCAAUCUUUGUUCGUUGUCUACUUUUGAUAUAUUCGUUGACUAACAAAUUAUUUUCCAAACAUCCAUGCAUUCUAGCAUUACAAACGCCUCUGCCAUCACCCACCAGCACAAAACAACAACAACAACAGCAGCAGCAGCACUCGCGGCGGAUCCAAAGAAAGCACUGCUGCAGACAUUCUCAUACAGCUGCGCGAACGGCUGACAAAGUACGACGAGAUGGAACGCGAAAUUGCCAAGCUCGCCAAGAGCAGACGACGCUCGAAAACUACGUUGCCAACAUGAUGGCAUCAAACGUCUUUACUUGAUUAGGACAAACCAAAAAAAUCAGAUUGUGGCCCUUUUUGCAUGCCAGUUUUUUAAUAUGGCUGCGCAAUUCCUGAAAAUGGCAGCGUUUUGCAAUAUCUGAAAUUUUCUUUUUUUCAUCACUCGCAGCGUUUUUAUAUAUAUUUUUUCUCAAUUCCAUUUGCAAUUCCCUUUUGAAACACAGUUUCUGCCGAACUUUGAAAAAAAACAGUCCGAGAAAAUGCCUCGCUCCGGGUAAGUAAAUGAACAGGUGAUGUUA